CGGCACGGCAAGGCUGCGCCGGCGCCUGCGGACGAGGAUGGUUUCGAGGAGGCGGGCAAGGGGAAGCGCAAGGGCAAGAAGAAGGCGGCGGUCGACCCGUCGUUGCUCGGCUUCUCGGUGGAGUCGUCCCGCAUCAUGCAGGGCGAAAUCGACUUUCCAGAGUAGCGACCGGCCGUCCCGGACUCGCCACCGUUGGCGCUCCCCCUCUGGCGCUUCCCGCCCCCUCCUCCUUCCCCCCCGCCGCCGGUCAAUAUGCGGCGGGGGGGGAGGGUGGGGGGGGGGCAGCAGGGGGCGCUGGUCCGAGGAGGAGGAGGAGGGGGGGAGGGGCAACUUGGCUCGCCGCGUCGCCGGGGCUGCGCUCGACGCGCGCACGGCGGCAGGGGGCGGUGGGUGGGCCGGGAGGGGUGGGCGUGCGCCCGACGUCCCCGCCUCCCUCUUUCCCGCCCGUCUGCUGCGCGCUUCUGAAGAAAGAUCGAUCUGGGGCGGUCUCUGUCCGCCGUCGCUCUCUGGUUUGCUUUGUGGGCUCUGGCGGCCUUUUUUGUAGUGAACGCGAAAAGAAUACGCC
Emiliania huxleyi CCMP1516 is the source of this 565-nucleotide messenger RNA. RefSeq lists its product as hypothetical. The annotation marks the transcript as partial. Lineage: Eukaryota; Haptophyta; Isochrysidales; Noelaerhabdaceae. The transcript has 4 exons. The record is from RefSeq and is a predicted model, not a curated record.